AUGAGAAUUUCACAUGAGAGAAGUCAGUCGUCGUCACAGAUUAUGUUACACAACGAACGAACAAACAAGAUUGAGAUUCGACAAUUCUUGCUGUGAAAAAAACUGGAAAUUGAAGGUCAUAUAAAGCAUCACAGGAGAAUUUCACAUGAGACUGAUGAGAGAAAGAAAUCAAUCCUCGUCACAGAUUGUGUUACACAACGAACAAACAAGCUUCAGAUUCGACAAUUGUUGCUGUGAAAAAAACUGAUUCAUGUGAACGUAUUGCUGAUGGGUGAAGGGUACGAUCCUGACCGUUUCAUUGAUCGAGUUCUUCAUGGUUUUAAAUGCUGCAUUUGCCGUUGUGUGUUAAACGAGCCACGAUUAUGCCAGGCAGAAGAACAUCAAUUUUGUUUCAAUUGCAUAUCUCAACAUCUUCCUAAUUCCCAAACGUGCCCAGAAUGUCGGCAACACCUCACUUUGGCAACUUUGAAAUGUCCUGGAAAAAACCUCAAGAACCUUUUAUCAGAGCUGAGAAUCAAGUGUGAUCACAGCAAUCGAGGUUGUCCCGAACAGGUUGAACUUGGAAAUCUGCAGAAUCAUGUGAGCAAUUGUGAAUACCGUCCAAUAACGUGUGGAGAUUGUUACCUUGAAGUAAACGCCAAAGAUGAAGACAAACACAAGAAGAGUUUCUGUCAGCUUGGCGGGGCCAAUAUUUCGGGCUUAAAAGAUAUAAAACUUCGUCAAGAAGAGAUGAAGGAUAAUUUCACGAUUAUCAAAGCAAGACAGAAAGAAUUCACCGAUAAACAAAAGGAACUGGAAGAAACUCAAAAUGUAUACGGGCAGAAGAUAGCUGACAUUCAUGAUGAUUUAGAUGAAAUGGAAGGUAAUCAGAGAAGACAGAAGCGAAAACUGAAAGAAGUCGUCAAUAGUUGUGAACAAAUUCGUACAUUACUAGACGAAGUCGAGGAUGAUCAGAAUUUACAAAGGCAGGAACUGAAUGAAGUCACCAAUAGUUCCGAAGAAAUCCAUACCUUCACGAAUUCAAUUCAAGAUGAAAUGAGAGGCGAGGUGACAGAACUCAAAAGACGACAUGAUCAAAUAUACGAUAAAGUAAAGAAAAUGAAGGCAAGUGUUCACCAAUUAACACCGUCCCAAGAUAAAAUGAAAAUUGAAAUGCUUGAAAUGGCAAGAAAACAAGAUCAAAUGGAGGCAAGACAAGAUGACGUAAAGAAAGAUCUUGAAGAGAUUAAACAAACUCAAGAGGGAAUUAACGAGAAUGUAGGGGAAAUGAAGGCAAGUGUUCAGCAAUUAACACCGUCCCAAGAUAAGAUGAAAAUUGAAAUGCUUGAAAUGGCAAGAAAACAAGAUAAAAUGGAGGCAAGACAAGAUGACUUAAAGAAAAGUCUUGAAGAGAUUAAACAAACUCAAGAAGGAAUAAACGAGGAUGCAGGGGAAAUGAAGGGUGUUUUUGAGAUGAUGAAGUUGCAGUUUGACAGAUUUGAAGGCUUAAUGGGUCAUCUAUUUCAACAAGAUAAUAUCAACAGAAGUGGUGCUGAAACAAAUACAGCUGUUAUUAUUAUUGGUGGUUUGAUGCCGCCUGUCUCUAACAUCCCCAUUUUUAAUACUGUUGAACAGUAUGAUAUUGUUGAAAAGAGGUCUACUAUGCUACCACCAUUGAAUCAUCCUCGAGUAUCAUUAGCAUCGUGUGUUUACAACAAUGAUGUCUUGGUCGUUGGUGGUUCCAGCGGUAAUGAAGAUACUGACGAGAUCGAAGUUUUGAAAGUAGACCAACAUCCUUUGCGAUGGACAAUAUUUGAUGCUAAACUUCCCGUCAAAACAUCGGCUCAUGACGUCAUUGUUUAUCAAGGAAAAUUAUAUAUAAUAGGAGGAUAUGACAUCAAUAAAGGAAUUACAUCGAAUGCCAUUUAUGAGAUUGCUCUUACCCCACCUUACGCUGCAAAGCUGCUGACAAGAAUGACUGAGGCAAGACAAAGUCACCAAGCAGAACUUAUUAAUGAAAAGAUUUUUAUUUUGGGCGGGUCAUCAGGUGGCCACCAUAACAAUGCUCUUGACAGUGUUGUAGCUUAUGAUUUGAUUAGGAAUAAGUUCGAGCGAUGCCCAUCGUUACCUCGGCAUGUCUAUAAUAUGUCAACAGUCACUUGGGGUGAUAAGAUCAUCAUUGUGGGUGGUAAGCAAAAAAAUGAUGAGACAUUAAACGAUGUAAUCAUGUAUCACACUGAAACUGGGCAAAGUGAGAUCUUGCCAUCAAUGAUUUACAAAAGGAACGCCCCCUCAGCUGUCAUCGUGAAUGACGUCAUUUUCGUGUUCGGUGGAUACAAUAACCAGCAAAAUCAUCUCAACUCGGUGGAAACCUUCACCAUCGGUGGCAAUGGCUGGGAAGAACUGCCAGCAAUGAUGGAAAAAAGAUGUUGGAUGACAGCUGUAGUGAAACCUCACAUCUGAAAGUUUUCUCAAUAUAUACGUGUGCCCUUGCAUGAAUAUGAUAAUAUUUUGUCAUGAUGGUCAGUAAUCUGUUCCUAAUCAUCUAACCUGAAGUCUUUUGUAAUAUCAAUGGCGUACCCAACAUCGAUAAUUUGGGCCCAUAUUCAUGUAUUCAUAUAUUCAUGUUAACAGACUGUAAAGACAAUUGAUUUGAAAAGAAAUUAAUACUUGGUA
This is a messenger RNA of Dendronephthya gigantea, 2655 nucleotides long. RefSeq names its product kelch-like protein 40a. Gene Ontology annotation, molecular function: protein binding. The record is from RefSeq and is a predicted model, not a curated record. Bases 268 to 2442 code for a protein of 724 amino acids. The transcript is spliced from 8 exons. Lineage: Eukaryota; Metazoa; Cnidaria; Anthozoa; Malacalcyonacea; Nephtheidae.